AAGGAUUCUUGAGUAGCAAGUUUGACGCAAAACACUUGAUUAUAAAAUAGUUAGUGCAGAUGAACCAGGUAGGAUGAGUGCUUCACUCUGCACAAGCCCAAACCAUCACUGCAGUUUGUUUCAAGCUGACUCUUCUCCUGAGGUCUUCUCCUGUUUUGCUCUCGGAGGUGAUGUGUCGGAGGCCCGUCACAGAGUGCUCUGGCCCUUUAAGUGUUCCCAGCCACACACUGCAGCAGAUCCUCCGCAGCUGUGAGUCCACCUGACACCCGGAGCCGCGGCGGACAGACAGCCGGCUUCACGUCACCUCAGACCGCGUCCUGGAGGGGCAUGGGGGGCACCUCGCCCGCUAGCUAACCACGAACACAUAACCUCGUAGCGGAAGGCGCACGGCCGGCGGUCCCCGAUCAUGGUGUCGUGGAUCAUUUCGAGGAUAGUCGUCCUCGCCUUUGGGACGCUCUACCCAGCAUACUCCUCAUACAAGGCUGUCAAGACGAAGAAUGUCAAGGAAUAUGUGAAGUGGAUGAUGUACUGGAUAGUAUUUGCGUUGUUCACCACAGCAGAGACAGCCACAGACCUGCUCUUAUCAUGGUUUCCAUUUUACUUUGAGCUAAAGAUCGCCUUUGUCAUCUGGCUCCUGUCUCCAUACACCAAAGGCUCCAGUGUCCUCUAUCGCAAAUUUGUCCACCCAACGCUGUCCAACAAAGAGAAGGAGAUUGAUGAGUAUAUAGCACAGGCCAAAGACAAGAGUUACGAUACCAUGAUGAGGUUUGGAAAAAGGGGUCUCAACCUGGCUGCUACUGCUGCUGUCACUGCAGCCGCCAAGGGGCAGGGUGUGCUGUCAGACAAGCUGCGGAGUUUCAGCAUGCAGGACCUGACUCUCAUCAAUGCUGAGGACGAGCUGGCUCUGCACACAUCAGAUGCCCGCAUGAGACGGGACACCAUGGACGAGAUGAGCUCAGGGGCCAGCACGCUGCCCCGGGCCAAGAGCAGUGCUACACGGCAGACCCGCUCUUUGGCAGCCGCAUCUGUUGCUGAUGACACGUCAUCCCAACACAGCUCUGACCAAUCAGACACAAGGACUGAGCACUCUGAUGAAGAUGCUGGAGAAAAAGCCCUGAAAAGAGUGACCAGUGUCAAGGCAACCAAGAAACCUGCUGCUGCUAAGACAGAGGCUCAAAGUAAGACGGUGAAGAAGCCCACAAAGAAAAAGACCACGACCAGUAAUGCAGAGGCUGUCCCACCAUGAGGCCUUCACGUCCAGUGGUCUACAUUCUCCACCCACAGCCUGCUGGAGGCUCUUCUGUUUCGUCUCAACACAAACACAUACCCACCAUGUGUAUGUAUGAUAUUAAUCACCAAAAUUGAAUUGCUCUUGCUGGUUUUUAGAGCAAAAGACAGAUUUAGUUUUUAUCCAUAUGAGGCCACCUUUAUCUGGGAAUGGUUCUUUUACUUUUACGUGGUUGCUGCAUCUCACUCAGAUUUAACAGUCAGAUAUUUCUCAGACACCUUUUUUAUUUUGAAGAUUAUUAGUAAAUCCAAUCAUCAAGGCAAACGUUUCCCUUUUAAACAUGUAGGCAUCUAUGCACGUCCCCGUAAUAGAUAAUAUGAACUGGCCAUUUGCAGAUUUUCAUUCUUGUUUUUUCAUGUUACUGUUUCAAGUUGUGUAUCGACAUUCCGGAUUGAAGCUGUUUUUGUGGAAGCAUGUCUAGUAAAUGGAUACGUUCUUCACUCCUACUUCCCUUCUUUUGGUUUGGGUCUCCUCUGUGACCUCUAGAAACUGGUUCCAGUUGAGGAGCAAAUCAACAAAUGUUGACCACACCAUGCUGGUAUACAUCAUCAAAAACUCCAGUUUAGGUCAUAGUAGCUACCGAUCAGCACCUACCAUGUCCUGUCAUGAAACAGUUAUACAGGAUUAUUUAUGAUCAAACCUGCCUUUGUGCUCUCUCUUUUAAAACCUUUUUAAAAUAUUAUUUGAGCCUUUUUGACCUUAGACCCAACCGCUUGUGUUAGCGUUUAUAGGUCAGUAAACCCCUGAGUGAGCCCUGUUAUGUUCACGUCUCAUUCAGGUGUCAACUUUCUUCCUCACUGCCGAUGACUUCGAUGUCAUGUUCAGUGCUGGUCAUGGGAGUAGUUUGUUUAGUGUUGGCUUAGUUAUCCUUCAUCUAGACAUCCCCCCUCUUGGGGAGUGAUUUACUCAUGAUCAUUUAUUUGUUAUACUUCUGUUUCAUCCAGUUCUGUGGGUCAGGUAAUAUUGGCAAUGGAUAUAAUCUGCUGUGCAUAUCCGGGCUUCUUGUGGUGAUGCUUUAACUGAGUGAAGAUGGCGCUCUCUCCCAAUUAAACACAGUGGUCACGGACGAGGUGUCACUGUUGCGAGGUAACAUAUCUGCUUUCCGUGGCGUCUCUAAUAUUGUUUGUAUGGUCACACUUUACCUCAUUAUAAAAGCGGGAUAAAGCAAAGCAUUAUAGAGAUAAUUCAACCAACAGAGAGCCUGAGAAUUAUUUUCUUCGUCCCAUGCUGUUUCAGAUGUGUGUCUGUGUGGGGGGGGAAGUCAUACCAGGCUGUGUGAGUUUCUAAACACCGUGGACCUUAGUUCUGUUAUGAGCUUAUUCUUCUGAGUGCUCUGGAAUGGGAGAUUUAAAUAGCAUGACACCACCACUUCUGCACUUGCUACUGCUGUCUGCAGUGUGACACUAGUAAGAACCAAUAGGGGGAGACAAACUCCAACUCAACUGUUGGCUAAGUUACUUAACAAGAUGUAAACACAGUGUAAAUAGGAAACGUAACUGUAUAUAGAGUUAGAGCUUGCUUGCCCUAUGCCGGCUGACAUCCAUUUAAUUUCUUCAUAAUUUGUGGGCUCUUGUUUAAAAUUCUUAGUCUUAAAAAAUCGUAUGUUCUGAGACCAGAGAGAACUCAUAAACAUCUGGUGUUGGACUUGAUUGUUUUUUCUUUUGUGUUUUUAAUAAAGAAGUUCACUUUUCUUUUCACAUGAAAGCACAUGAACUCUUCUCUCCAGACUGAGUCUAAACAGAGGUUUGUGUUCACUUCCUGCUCUACUCAGUCUGGUCAUAAGAUAUUUUAAGGGCCAUAAGUUCUUAGUUAAUGUUUACGCUGAAUCAAAAGCAAACAAUGUCUUAUCAAGAUACCACUUCACAUUUUUAUCCGGUGCCACAUUUGGAUAUUUAUUGUUGAUUAUUUUCUAUUUAAAAUCAGUAUUGUAUACAGGGAUGUUCAUAUAUUGUUUGUGCCAAUUCUCAAAGCUCCAUGUCAAAAAGGGUAAUGGUAUGUGUGCUGGGACAAUGGUUUAACAAGGUCAUGUAUCAGUACUGAAACUACUAAUAAAGGAAAUAAAUCUUU
This is a messenger RNA of Platichthys flesus (European flounder), 3355 nucleotides long. RefSeq names its product receptor accessory protein 2 (gene reep2). The coding region runs from base 407 to 1246 and encodes 279 amino acids. Gene Ontology annotation, biological process: endoplasmic reticulum tubular network organization. The transcript is spliced from 8 exons. Gene Ontology annotation, molecular function: microtubule binding; taste receptor binding. Gene Ontology annotation, cellular component: endoplasmic reticulum membrane; endoplasmic reticulum tubular network; cytoplasmic microtubule. The record is from RefSeq and is a predicted model, not a curated record. Lineage: Eukaryota; Metazoa; Chordata; Actinopteri; Pleuronectiformes; Pleuronectidae.